This is a messenger RNA of Xylona heveae TC161, 1347 nucleotides long. Its product is annotated as eukaryotic translation initiation factor 2 subunit alpha. The record is from RefSeq and is a predicted model, not a curated record. The transcript is spliced from 4 exons. Gene Ontology annotation, cellular component: eukaryotic translation initiation factor 2 complex; eukaryotic translation initiation factor 2B complex; multi-eIF complex. NCBI's taxonomy places the organism in Eukaryota, Fungi, Ascomycota, Xylonomycetes, Xylonales, Xylonaceae. Bases 266 to 1189 code for a protein of 307 amino acids. Gene Ontology annotation, molecular function: translation initiation factor activity; ribosome binding; RNA binding.
AAAGAGAUGGCGAUCGAACACUAAUUGUGUGAGCCGCACAACUGUUUGACUUGCAUCUUCAGCAACAAUAACGUCAGGGAUUGCAGAAGCUGCUAUUUUCAUCAGUAGCGCUUGAAUUUGUCGUUGUAUCUCAGGCUUAGUGAUUGCAACGUCGCAUCUUGCGAGAUCUCGCCACACUAUCUCAAACUUUCCUCGUCCGAACGAGUCAUCGGUUUUUUCCUUUUCUUGAAUUUAGAGAAGCAUACCAACAACAACAACCACCAAGAUGUCGUUAACAAAUUGCCGUUUCUACGAGGAGAAGUAUCCGGAGAUCGACAGCUUUGUCAUGGUCAAUGUCAAGCAGAUCGCCGAGAUGGGUGCCUACGUGAAACUUUUGGAAUACGACAACAUCGACGGCAUGAUUCUGCUCAGCGAACUCUCAAGACGUCGGAUAAGAAGUAUUCAGAAGCUUAUUCGUGUCGGACGAAACGAAGUUGUUGUUGUUCUUAGGGUUGAUAAAGAGAAAGGUUACAUUGACCUUUCGAAGCGACGUGUCUCUCCUGAAGAUGUUGUCAAAUGCGAGGAGCGCUAUAACAAGAGCAAGAUGGUGCACUCUAUUCUCCGCCACGUCGCCGAGAAGACGAAGACUCCUAUUGAAGAGCUCUACCAGAACAUUGGCUGGCCUUUGAACCGGAAAUACGGACACGCAGUUGAUGCUUUCAAGCUUUCAAUCACUAACCCUGAAGUUUGGAACGAUGUGACUUUCCCCAGCGAAGUCAUCAAGGAGGAGCUUUGCUCUUACAUCAGCAAACGUCUCACACCCCAGCCUACGAAGGUCCGUGCCGAUGUCGAAGUCACCUGCUUUGGAUACGAGGGUAUCGACGCUGUCAAGACGGCUCUUCGCUCCGCCGAGGAGAAGAAUACCGCGGACACCCAGGUGAAGGUCAAAUUGGUUUCUCCUCCCCUCUAUGUCCUUACCAGCCAAUGUCUCGACAAAAACUCUGGUAUUGAACUUCUGGAGGCGGCCAUCGAGAAUAUCCAGUCGAGCAUCAAAUCAGCGGGAGGCAACUGCGUAGUCAAGAUGGCACCCAAGGCGGUCACCGAGAAUGAUGAUGCUGAGCUUCAGGCUCUUAUGGAGAAGAGAGAGCGUGAGAACCAGGAAGUCAGUGGAGAUGAAAGCCUCAGCGAGAGUGAUGAGGGUGUUGUGUAGAUCACAUGGUUAACGCGUAAAUGUAUAUCCUGGGGAAAAGUUCAUUAAAACACGAAAUUCAUUUUUUCAAAUUCAAUUGAGCUUUCACUGUGCAGCGGCUGGACUUUGAUAAUUAAGUAGGUUGGACUGAAUGAGAUUUUUGACAACCGGGAUGCGUG